Messenger RNA from Symbiodinium natans, 1605 nucleotides. NCBI's taxonomy places the organism in Eukaryota, Dinophyceae, Suessiales, Symbiodiniaceae. The record is from the annotation of a GenBank genome assembly.
AUGCUGUUCUUUGCCUUUCUUCUCCUGCGCAUCUCCGAGGCCUCGCGGCCCUGCGGGGUUCCCAUGGGCACGCGGAUCCCGCUGAGGGGCCACCAGCCGUUUCUUGGCGGGAUUCUGACGGGGCGUCUUGGGGAGGUUGUGGCAUUCGUCCGAAGCCUGAAGUCAGUGCAAAUUAUAGACUGCACCGAAGAUGUCACCAAAUUCCCAAUGCUGCCCAGAGCCGUGUCCUUUGCUGCUCCAGAACUCAUGCUGCUGUGCGAGGAAGUUGUGGACGGCCCAGAGAUCGUCUUUGACUCGGUGAACCACGCGCUGAACGUCCAAAACCUCAUCUCCUGCCGCUACGGCGUGUUCUGCCACGGCACGGAGGUGGAGGUGAAGGGCAGCAAGUCCGCGUGCAACGGCACGUUAGCGUGCCGGACGGAUCAUGCGGGGGGCCCCGCCGACGCGAAUCACAGCGCCGUGCAGAGGGACCUUGCAAACAGUACCUUUGCCGUCGCAAACCUCCUUGUCUGCCGCUUCGGCUCCUACUGCCACGGUGGCUGGUGGUGGCAUGAUGGGCGGAGGGAGUGCCGUGGCGGCCUCGUGUGCCGCCAAGGCCCGUACUACCUGGACCACUUCGAUGCAGAACCCAGUGACCCCAGUGCCUCGAGCCAGGUGGCAGGGGAGCUGAGCAACCUCACCACCAUGCAAACCGGCAGUUCGGAAGAGGCCGAACUCUUCGCCUGCCGCUAUGGCUCCUACUGCCGGGGAGGUGCCAAGCCUAUCCUAUGUCCUGCGCAGCCGUCUUUUGACAGGGCGAGAGUCGCCAUGAGGAGGGGAGCGGAGAAAGACCUCGCUCGAGAGGAGUGGCCGCAGGCCGUUUACGCCUCAAGCGCUUCCCGACCUGCCUGCGACGGCGCCGUGUCUGCUGAGGCCAUGUUGCUCUUUGCCUUUCUUCUCCUGCGCAUCUCCGAGGCCCUGCGGGGUUCCCAUGGGCACGCGGAUCCCGCUGAGGGGCCACCAGCCGUUGUGGACGGCCCAGAGAUCGUCUUUGACUCGGUGAACCACGCGCUGAACGUCCAAAACCUCAUCUCCUGCCGCUACGGCGUGUUCUGCCACGGCACGGAGGUGGAGGUGAAGGGCAGCAAGUCCGCGUGCAACGGCACGUUAGCGUGCCGGACGGAUCAUGUGGGGGGCUUCGCCGACGUGAAUCAAAGCGCCGUGCAGAGGGACCUUGCUAACAGUACCUUUGCCGUCGCAAACCUCCUUGUCUGCCGCUUCGGCUCCUACUGCCACGGUGGCUGGUGGUGGCAUGAUGGCCGGAGGGAGUGCCGUGGCGGCCUCGUGUGCCGCCAAGGCCCGUACUACCUGGACCACUUCGAUGCAGACCCCAGUGACCCCAGUGCCUCAAGCCAGGUGGCAGAGGAGCUGAGCAACCUCACCACCAUGCAAACCGGCAGUUCGGAAGAGGCCGAACUCUUCGCCUGCCGCUAUGGCUCCUACUGCCGGGGAGGCUGGUGGUGGCACCACGGGCACCGUCAGUGCCGCGGCGGCAUGGUCUGCCGAGGCGGACACGGCGGUGGCGGAGGCGGUGGCGGCGGAGGUGGCGGCGGCGGCUGCUGGUGA